AUGGCCGACACUUCCACCAGCGCCGGCGACGCCGCCGCGGCCGCCGUGGCCAAGCUUCACCUCGACGAGGUCACGGGCGAGAUGAUCUCCAAGACGGAGCUCAAGAAGCGUCAAAAGGCCCGCGAGAAGGAGGCGGCCAAGAAGGAGAAGCAGAGUGCGAAGCCGCAACCUGCGGCGAGCGCCAAGAACGCCGAGGCUGCCGAGAAGGAACUCACCCCCAACCAGUACUACGAGAUUCGAUCUCGUGCCGUCAACGAGCUCCACGCCCAGAACAAGGCCUACCCUCACAAGUACCACGUCGACUACGACAUCCGCAACUUUGCCGACGACUUCUCCCACCUCAAGAACGGCGAGUCCGACAAGUCGAGGAUGAUCCAGCUCGCCGGCAGAAUAUACGUCAAGCGCUCGGCCGGAAGCAAGCUCUUCUUUUACGACAUCCGUUCCGAUGGCACACGCCUGCAAGUCCUGGCCCAGGCCGACAACGUCGGCGAGGAUGCCGUCAGCUUUGACGAGCAGCAGGUCCAUCUGCGAAGGGGCGACAUCAUCGGCGUCCGAGGCUUCCCCGCUCGAACCAACCCCAAGACCAAGCAGGGCAGCGGCGAAUACUCCGGCGAGCUCUCCAUCGCCGCCGCCGAAAUCACUCUCCUUUCGCCUUGCCUGCACCAGAUCCCCGACGACCAUUACGGCUUCAAGAACCCCGAGCAGCGAUUCCGCCAGCGCUACCUCGACCUCAUGAUGAACGAGCCAUCGAGGCAAAUCUUCAUCACCCGCGCCAAGGUCGACUCCUACAUCCGCCGCUGGUUCGACGACCGCGAGUUCGUCUCGGUCCAGACGCCCAUGCUGAACCCCAUCGCCGGCGGUGCCACGGCCCGACCCUUCAUCACCCACCACAACGACCUGAACAUGGACAUGUUCCUCCGCGUCGCCCCCGAGCUGUACCUCAAGAUGCUCGUCGUCGGCGGCCUCAACCGCGUCUACGAGAUGGGACGCCAGUUCAGGAACGAGGGCAUCGACCUGACCCACAACCCUGAAUUCACGACGCUCGAGUUUUACAUGGCCUACGCCGACGUCAACGACCUCAUCGGCAUGACCGAGGAGCUCGUCAGCGGCCUCGUCAAGCACGUCCACGGCUCCUACAAGACCAAGUUCCACAACGUCAAGGGCGACGAGGUGGAGAUCAACUGGGAGGCCCCGUGGCCCCGGAUCGAAAUGAUCCCCGGCCUCGAGGAAGCCGUCGGCGAAAAGUUCCCGCCCGCCGAUCAGCUCCACACCGAGGAGACGGGCGUCUUCCUCAAGGGCGUCCUCAAGAAGAUGAACGUCGAGUGCAAUCCGCCGCUGACCAACGCGCGCAUGAUCGACGCCCUCGUCGGCGAGUUCCUCGAAUCUCGAUGCAUCAACCCCACCUUCAUCAUGGGGCAUCCCAAGAUGAUGUCGCCCCUGGCCAAGUCCUCGCGCACGACCCCUGGCCUCUGCGAACGAUUCGAAGUCUUCGUCGCCACCAAGGAGAUUGCCAACGCCUACACCGAGUUGAACGUCGCCGCCGAGCAGCGGCAAAACUUCGAGGAGCAGGCCCGCCAGAAGGCCCAGGGUGACGACGAGGCCCAGAUGGUCGACGAGAUUUUCUGCCGCGCCCUCGAGCACGGACUGCCGCCCACCGGUGGCUGGGGCAUGGGCAUCGACCGUAUGAUGAUGUUCCUGACCGACAACUACAGCAUCCGCGAGGUCCUCACCUUUCCCACCAUGAAGCCAGAGUAG
This is a messenger RNA of Drechmeria coniospora, 1755 nucleotides long. Its product is annotated as Lysyl-tRNA synthetase, class II. The record is from RefSeq and is a predicted model, not a curated record. NCBI's taxonomy places the organism in Eukaryota, Fungi, Ascomycota, Sordariomycetes, Hypocreales, Ophiocordycipitaceae. Gene Ontology annotation, cellular component: cytoplasm; cytosol. Gene Ontology annotation, molecular function: lysine-tRNA ligase activity; tRNA binding; ATP binding. The transcript is spliced from 8 exons. The coding region runs from base 1 to 1755 and encodes 584 amino acids. Gene Ontology annotation, biological process: lysyl-tRNA aminoacylation.